Messenger RNA from Boeremia exigua, 1311 nucleotides. RefSeq names its product PQ loop repeat-domain-containing protein. NCBI's taxonomy places the organism in Eukaryota, Fungi, Ascomycota, Dothideomycetes, Pleosporales, Didymellaceae. The record is from RefSeq and is a predicted model, not a curated record. Bases 104 to 1105 code for a protein of 333 amino acids. The transcript is spliced from 13 exons.
CAGCUUGCGCUUUCUUGGCUCCCCUUGUUACACAGCCUCGGCUUUUGGCACUGAACGUCUACGUUUCUUUGCUCUACUCUCAUCAGUCAUCACAUCGUGAGGCAUGGACAGACCACAGGUCUCAAUACCGCCCGCUGCGGACGUGCUUGGCGUAAGUAGAGUCACCACGUUUGAUCUCAGGGACUAUACUAAUCUGUGGUUGCAACGUACAGACACUAGGAACUGCUGCUGGUGUGUUCAGAUCAUCCCACAAAUAUGGCAUAAUUAUCGGCGAAAAAGCACCGAAGGCCUGCCUGGCACGAUGCUCAUUCUCUGGUCAAUAUGUGGUGUGCCAUUCGGCGUUUACGCAAUCGUCCAGAACUUCAGUUUCGCCCUUCAGUUCCAGCCUCAGGCUUUCGCUGCCCUCACCCUCAUCUCAUGGGGCCAAACACUCUACUACCACAACAAGUGGAAAGCAUGGACUGCCACCGUCGCGACGAUCCUUCUGGCAUUAAGUUUUGGCGUCAUGGAAGUGAUAUUGAUCUUCACACUUCAAGGCCCUUACGAUCGCGGUGUCAAAUGGCCGAUGAUGCUCAUGGCGAUCUCAGCUACGCUGAUCCAGAUCGCUGGACUAAUACCACCGUACUUCGAGCUCGCCAAACGCAAUGGUCGAGUUAUUGGAAUUGACUUCUGGUUCCUGCUCAUCGACUAUGCUGGCGCGUUCUUUUCACUCAUGGCAUUGAUUGCACAGCAAUGGUUUGACAGCCUUGGCGGGAGCUUGUACAUUGCAUGUAUGGCACUCGAGACUGGCAUCUUCAUGUCGCAAGCGAUCUGGCUGUGGCGUGUCCGGCACGUCCGGCGAGAAGCAAAGAAGGCAGGCAAGACCUAUGACGAAUACGUCGCCGAGAACCCCUCGAAGAAGAUCCCGCGAUCCGAGUCGUCCGAGACAGUUGUCGACGUCGAAGCAUGCCACGACACAGAGAGGCAUGACAGCUUGGGGGCGGAGUCUCAGCCUUCGUCGAAAGAGGAGCAACACACAGAUGCAAUCCCCCUAUCACAUUGGGAUAGCUUCGUCCAGAAGUGGAGGACCCUGGUACUCAGGCCGGCUCCUGGUGCCCAGUCAUGAUCGUUAUGUUUUUUUAACAGCGUGGGUGGAUGUUUGUCUUGAAGCCACUUGGCUUGAUCAAAAGUCAUUGCAGUAAAACCACGAGAUCAUAAUUUCUUUGACAAGCAGUAAAAGUAGAUGACCCAUGACCAGGGUUUGAUGACCAUGUUUCAUCCAAAGCUCUUGCUUACUUUAUGUUUUCUUCCACGUACAGCGUUUGAUCGUUU